AUGGUGCCAAUCGACUUCUCACCGGACGCGCCGGACGACCUGCGCGAGCUGGAAGCCAUGAACAACCUACCGGACGGUAGCAUCAAACGCGCCCAAUACAUCAAGCCCAUCCAGUUCCGCGCCCCGAACCAGCGCUUCGCAAAUGUCAUGCUCUCCCUCACCGAACCCGAGAUAGCGAACAAGUGCAUCCUCGAUGGCGUCCACGUCUGCGGGAAAUGGUCCAAGGCAUGGCGGCAAAAGCACGAGCCCAUACGUUGUGCGAAGUGUCAGAAGUACAAUCAUGUGGCGAAAGUCUGCAGGCAGGGAUGGGAUACGUGUGGGGUGUGUGGGAAGGAGCACAAGACGAGGGAGUGUGACCGGAAAGGGGGGAGGUUCUGCGUCUCGUGCAACACGGACAGACACUGCAGCCGGGAUCGGGAUUGCCCAUCGUUCCUACAACGUUGCGUCGAAUACGACGAACGGCACCCCGAAAACUGCCGGGUCUACUUCCCCACCAACGAGUCAUGGACGCUCAAGGGCAUGGUUGCACCGGGCGCACCCUUCGAGACGUACCAAGCCCACCUUAUGGACCGGCCGGCGAGCAGUAUCACUACCCGCCCUCUGCCGCUCCUCUCUCAGCAGACGGUGAUACCAGCGCGAAGUGCAGGGAGUCAGAGACGAAGGCGCGAGAUGGCCAAUGAGGAGUUGAGGCGAACGCUAGAGGAAUCCGAACCGGGAGAAGGCCCAAAUGAGUGA
This is a messenger RNA of Peniophora sp. CBMAI 1063, 735 nucleotides long. The record is from the annotation of a GenBank genome assembly. Lineage: Eukaryota; Fungi; Basidiomycota; Agaricomycetes; Russulales; Peniophoraceae.